Messenger RNA from Hyalella azteca, 494 nucleotides. Its product is annotated as COX assembly mitochondrial protein 2 homolog. Gene Ontology annotation, cellular component: mitochondrion. The transcript has 4 exons. The record is from RefSeq and is a predicted model, not a curated record. The coding region runs from base 162 to 422 and encodes 86 amino acids. NCBI's taxonomy places the organism in Eukaryota, Metazoa, Arthropoda, Malacostraca, Amphipoda, Hyalellidae.
UUUUUGGGCUACGGCAGCCCUCCCGUUUUUACCCGAUUUUCCAAACCGGGAUCCGGGAAGCCAUGUUAGCCAUCCAUAAAUUGGACAAAAACGCCUGUGAAAGUAUCAGGCCCAUUUCACUUUCACCCAUUCCUAUGACAUUUAUGAUUUAGUAAUAACAAAUGCAUCCUGAUUUGUCUCCUCAUCUCCAUACACCAGAGUGUAAUGCACUUAUAAAGCAACUGCAAGACUGUCACACAAAUCACACCUUCCGCAAAUUCUUUGGACAUUGUAAUGAGCUGGACACUCAAGUCUGGAAGUGCUUGAAAGAAGAAAGAUUGGAGCGACGCAGAUUGAAUUACAUCAAUUCUAUUAAAAGAAAAGAACACUUGAGGGAGGCUAUGAAAAAAACAAAAGAAGAUAAGGAGCCUCUAAAAACGUGACAGUUCCCUAUGUAACAUGGAACUAGAUGUAAAAAAAUAAUAGUUAUUAUUUUGUAAAUUUGCAAAAUUAUU